This is a messenger RNA of Strongyloides ratti, 4158 nucleotides long. Its product is annotated as Structural maintenance of chromosomes protein 4. Gene Ontology annotation, molecular function: ATP binding; protein binding; ATP hydrolysis activity. Gene Ontology annotation, biological process: mitotic chromosome condensation. The coding region runs from base 1 to 4158 and encodes 1385 amino acids. Lineage: Eukaryota; Metazoa; Nematoda; Chromadorea; Rhabditida; Strongyloididae. Gene Ontology annotation, cellular component: chromosome. The record is from RefSeq and is a predicted model, not a curated record. The transcript has 2 exons.
AUGCUUAAUAGUUAUCAAGAUAGUCGCAAUAAACAGUCAGAAAAACAAUUUAAUAGUAAAAUAAUGGAAUAUGACAAUUCGCCAAGUAUACUUGAAUCUUCAAGUCAUGGUAAUGACAAUAGCAGUAAUGAAGAUCCUUUAUCAGCUAGUGUUGAUACUCAAAUUAAUAAACAAAAUCUUUAUAUUAGACAAGUUGAUGAUAUUAAUUAUGAAGAAUACUCAGAUCUCUUAAGUUUAGAAAUACCUUCUUGGGUUAAUGAAACAGUUGAGUCAAAUGAGUUGCAAAGUCGAUUGAUAAUUGAUACAAUAGAACUUGAAAAUUUUAAGUCUUUUUAUGGUGUUAAAAAAAUAGGACCAUUAUCCACGAAUUUGUCAUGUAUUAUUGGACCAAAUGGUAGUGGUAAAAGUAAUAUUUUUGACAGUUUGUUAUUUGUAUUUGACUAUAAUAUUCGCAAAUGUAGAGCUAAAAAAGCUGCUGAAUUCAUUCACAAAUCAUCGCAAGGAAAUUGUACUUAUGCUAAAGUAACAGUUAAUUUUAAAAGAAUAAAAAAUGAUGGAAUUAAGUAUAUUGAUGUUCAGGAUUCAUUUUUUUCAAUUUCCAGACAAAUUACGGAAAGCAAUCGUAGUACUUUUUAUUUUAAUGGAUCAACAAUUAACAAGAAUGAUUUAAAAAAUAUACUUAAAAAGCAAGGUUUUGGAUUAGAUUAUGAUAGGUUUUUGAUAUUGCAAGGAGAAGUGGAGAAAAUUUCAUUGUUAAAACCAAAAGCUGAUAAACAAGGGGAAGACUCUUUGCUUGAUUUUCUUGAUGAAAUAAUUGGAACUAGUCGUUUUAAAGAACCUAUUGAACGUAUAAAUGAAGCAAUUUCUCAUCUUCAAAUGAAAAUAACUGCCAUAAAUGCUAAAAUACGGGAUUGUGAAAGAAUAAAAAGUAUGGUAGAAACUAAAGUAAAAGAAUCUAUUAAACAAAUGAGAAUUAAUAAUGCUUUUACUGAUCUAAAGUACAAAAAAUAUUUUAUUGAAUUAACAAGAAAUCAAGAAAUAUGUCAACAAAUUAAGGAAAAAAUACAAAAAUAUCAGGAAGACGUAAAUGGCUUAAAUAAAGAAGUCUCUACAGUUGAACAAGAAAUACAAAAAUAUGAAAAUGAUAAAUUUCAAUCAAUGAAAGAACUUGAUCGACUUCGUCGUGAAACUAGUGAUGUUAAACAACGAUUGAAUCGUAAUGACAUUGAUCUUCAAGCAGUUUGUAGUAAAAUAUCUAUAACUGAAGAUUCUUUAAAAAAAUAUGAAAAAAAAAGUGAAGAAUUACAAAAAGAAAUAAUGGAAUCACAAACUGUUUUAUUAAAUAUUAUUAAAGAAAAAGAAGAAACAGAAAAAAAAUUAAUUGAAAAUGAUAAACUUGAAAUAGUGUAUGAAAAAAAUAAAAGAGAAGCUGAGGAAAACUUUUAUUUAGAAAGAUCAAAAUAUGUUUCUGAAAUUAACUUUAGAGACGAGGAAUUUGUUAAAGCAAAAAAUGAUGUUAAUAGAUUAAAAAAUGAGGAAGCAAAGCUUCAAAUUGAUAUGGAGCAAAUGACUAUUAAAAAAAGAAAUAUUGAAGAAGAAAUAAAAGAUAUUCAAUUAUCGAUAACAUCAUUAAUCUCUACUAAAAACUUUGAAAUAGAAAAAAAAGAAAAAUUGAUUAAAGAAAUUAAUGAAAUUGAAAAGAAAACAUAUAAUUUAGAAGAAGAUUUGGUAUAUUAUGAAUUAAAGAUAAAAAAAAAUUCGGAUAAUAUUUCUUCAAAGACACUUGAGUAUAAUGAACUUAGUAAAGAAUAUGAAUCAUUAAUUGAUCAAGAAAAAUUUUCUCCAGCUUCAGAAGUUACACAAUAUUUAUAUUCAUUAAAUUAUCCCGGUUUUAAAGGACGUCUUGGUGAUUUAGCAUCAAUUGAUAAAAAAUAUGAUGUUGCUCUUUCUACAUUGGGUGGUUGGUCAUUGAAUAUGUAUGUCGUUAAUGAAGUAACAGAUGGUCAAUAUUUGAUAGAUGAAUUAAAAAGAACCAAAAAAGGUAAAGGCACUUUUAUUUGUAUUAAUGAGAUGAAAAAAAGAUUUAAUAAUAAAAAUAUUGAAAAAAAAUAUUUUCCUGGAAUAGUAAGAGCCAUUGAUAUGUUACAAAAUGUUUCUCCAGAAAUUUUACCUUGUUUUGAAUAUGUUUUUAGAGAUUCUCUAAUUGUUGAUAAUGUAGAUAUGGCUGUUCAAUAUAGAGAAAAUUCUAAUAGAUAUAUUCCAAAAAUAGUUACUUUAGAUGGAUGUGUUUUUGAAUCUUCAGGAAAAAUUACUGGUGGUGGUAAACCUAUAUCUGGGUUGAUUGGAAGAAAAAACUACCAUAAGACUACUAUGAGUGAUAAAUCAAAAGCUGAUUUAAAAAUAGAACUUUCAAACUUAAAUGAUAUGAUAAAUGAUCUCAAGAUGUUAAACGUAAAUGUAAUAAAUAAUAAAGCAAAAAUUAACGGGGAAAUUAAAAAAAAUAGGGCAACUUUAGAUAGUAUGAAAGUUGAACAUAGCAUUAUGGAAAAAAGCAUUUUUAAUUUAGAUAAUAUUUUAAAAACUAAACAAGACAUUGUAAUAGAUAAGCAAAAAGAUUUAUCAAACGUUGUAAUUGAUGAAAAUGCUUAUAAUGACAUCAAUAGGAAAAUUACCAAUUUAAAAUCAGUAAUAAUAGAGAAACAAUUAUAUUUAUCAGAUAAAGAAAAGGAAUAUAACAAUAUUAAAGAAAAAGUGUCUAAUAUUUAUAAAAAUUUAGUACAGAAACAUGUUAGUGAUUUUGAAAAAUGUCUUAUUAUUAAAAAAGAAUGUCAAGAUAAUAUAAAUGAUUUUAAGAAAAAAACAAUACAUUUAUCUAAAAUGUGUGAAAGAAAGAAGUUGCAACAAGAUACAAAUGAGGAAGAAAUGCAAAGAUUAAAAAGUUUAUUAGAAAAUUAUCAAAUAAGUGAACAAAGGUUUAAUGAAAUGAAUUGUAAUUUAAUGGAUGAAUUAAGUGAACUAUAUAGAAAAGCAGAAGAAUUAGUUAAUAAAACAAAUCAACGAGAUAAUAUUAAAAAACAAAGAUUGUUGUUAACUGAUUUAAAAGACAAAAUAUUCAAAAAUGUUCAUUUAAUAGAAGAUGAAGAAAAAAAAUUAAAUGAUUAUUGUAUUAAACAAAUUUCUUAUAAAAAAGAGAUUGAAAAUCUUAAUUACCUUUUUUACAACUCUAUGCAUUUAUUGCCUCCUGAAUUGAUUUGUUAUAAAAAUGAUGAACAAUUUUAUUCUAAACGUGUUGAUGAGGCUGAAAAAGAAUUUAUAUAUUCUUUAAAAAAUGAAACUUACAAUGAGCCAUUACUUAUGGUAUCUGUUUCUUUAAAAACAUUUGCUAAAGAAGAACUUCAACAUAUUAUUAAUGAUAAAGAAAAAAUUGACGUAGAAAUGGGAAUAAUUUCACCACAUUGCGAUGGAAUUUCUGAUACUGAUGUAAUUGCUAUGUAUCUUGAAAAAGAAAAAUUAUGUUUAACAAAUCGUUCAAUUUAUAGAAAGAUGAAUAACAUAUAUGAAAAUUUGCAAAAAAAAGCAUCAAUAUGGAGAUCUCAAAGAAUACAAGAAUUUUUUGUUGGUUUAAAAAUUAUAUCAGAUAAUGUAAAAAAUGUCUAUCAAGCAAUAACUUUUGGUGGAGAUGCAGAACUUCAGUGUUGUGAUAUGCUUGAUCCAUAUAAUUUUGGUAUCAGUUAUAAAAUAAGACCUCCUAAUAAAUCAUGGAGAAAAUUAAAUAAUUUAUCAGGAGGUGAAAAAACUUUAGCUUCUUUGGCUUUAAUAUUUGGUCUUCAUGAAUACAAUCCAACACCUUUAUAUAUUAUGGAUGAAAUUGAUGCUUCUUUAGAUUUUAGAAAUGUUUCUGUUAUUGGAAGAUAUAUUAAACAAAAAACAUCUAAUGCUCAAUUUAUUGUUGUUUCUUUGAGAAAAGAAAUGUAUGAAUUAGCUGAUAAAUGUAUAUGUAUAUGGAAAGUUAAAGAUGAAACUGUAGCUGGAUCCUAUGAUGUCGAAGGAAUUGUAUCUGAAAUAAAAAAUUGGACAAAUCUAAGGGAUAUUGACUUAAACAAAAUUUUUAAAAAGAAUUUAGAAUCUCUUAGUCAAUUAUUAAGCAUCGAUGAAUAA